Molecule: messenger RNA, 1068 nt
Organism: Saccoglossus kowalevskii
Lineage: Eukaryota; Metazoa; Hemichordata; Enteropneusta; Harrimaniidae
Product: paired box protein Pax-6-like
Source: RefSeq, a predicted model, not a curated record
AUGUCAUCGAUUCCAACAUCUUACGUUGUAGAUGGCGAAAAUAGGUUUACCAACCAUACCAUUGCAUGCAUAUUGUCAAAGACACCAGGUCGUAGAGCAACUUCUGACGUCACGCCAGGAUGUACGAAUGUUAUCUCAUACACUGAUGCACGCAUUGGCGCAUGCAUACAACCUCGAAAAAUGCGUCGUAGAGGACGCACCUCAUAUACAGAAUCUCAAGUCGAAGCCUUGGAAUGCGUGUUUGCUGUGAAUAAGUAUCCCGAUAUAAAUGAAAGAGAAGCAUUGGCUGACAUCAUCGGCAUACAAGAAGCUAGAGUACAGGUGUGGUUUCAAAACAGAAGAGCGCGACUUAGAAAGGAAAAGAACAAUAGACCAACUGCUGCAAAGGGUGUAACCCAUGUCAUGUUGACCAAGAACAGCAAGAAAACCUCGUCGAAAGAGAGCAAUAAAUCAUCACCGUCAGCUACUCGUUUACCGCCAACAACAACAGUUAUCUCGCCGAGUUGUAUCACAGAUAUUAAGCCACCAACCAGUUCUUCAUCACGUUCGUCGGCGAUAGGUGAUUCACCUUUUAAAUCCAACAUUAAUUUCCCGAAACCGCCAGUUGUUGAGGCAUAUCGAAUGUUCAACUACAACAGAUAUCUGCCGCCGUUUUACGGCAGUGCGGCUCUGGUGUGGUUUCAAAACAGAAGAGCGCGACUUAGAAAGGAAAAGAACAAUAGACCAACUGCUGCAAAGGGUGUAACCCAUGUCAUGUUGACCAAGAACAGCAAGAAAACCUCUUCGAAACAGAGCAAUAAAUCAUCACCGUCAGCUACUCGUUUACCGCCAACAACAACAGUCAUCUCGUCGAGUUGUAUCACAGAUAUUAAGCCACCAACCAGUUCUUCAUCACGUUCGUCGGCGAUAGGUGAUUCACCUUUUAAAUCCAACAUUAAUUUCCCGAAACCGCCAGUUGUUGAGGCAUAUCGAAUGUUCAACUACAACAGAUAUCUGCCGCCGUUUUACGGCAGUGCGGCUCUGGCCAGUCAACCGCAUCUUUGCUACACUGUCGAAAUAUGCAAGUAA